UCAAUCAAACAACCAUUUAAUUAUGUAGCUGUUUAGAUUCCUAGACUAAUAACAUUUCUUUAUAAAAAAAAAAAACCAUUUCCUCUGUUUCAUCUUCUUUCUCUUUCUCUCCACAUCCAUCUCACUCUCACAAACUGUAUGUAAUUAGCUAGGAGCUAGGAGCUAGGAGCAUCAGAAGAAGAAGAAGAAUGGCAGUUAUGAGCAACUGGGCAUUUUCUCUAAAGGUAUUGCUUAUAUCUACUGGAGUUUUAUCCAUGGCGAUUCUUUUGAAGGUUUCUGUACCGGUGGUAUUAGAGUUCUUGAUAUCUGAAAUUCCUGUGUUUUGGAGUUCAAUUUUAUCUUGGUUAACUCCUCCUUAUUUGUAUGUGAUUAUUAAUGGGAUUAUUAUUACAAUCGCUGCUUCUUCAAGAUUUCAUCAGAAUAAGAAUCAAGAGUUCAAACCAUUAUUAGUACCUGUUAUUAGUGCUCCAGCUGUUAAUAAUUUCGUUGGUUAUGAUGAUACAAUGAUGAUGAUGACGAAUAUGAAGAAUUCAAUGGAAAUUAGAACGGGAUUCGAGGGUAUGAGUAGUUAUGAUCAGAAUCAUCAAGUUGUUGGGUAUGAGCAGCAGCACCAUGGAGUUGCAGAAAAGAAUCUAAUUACCAAUGGUAUGUUUGGGUUUGGGUAUGAUCAUCAUCAUCACCAUGAAGUUGCAGUAAAGAAUACAAAUCUAGUUGAGUUUGAAGAUUUGAAGAAACCAAAGGUGUAUCAUGAGCAGAAACAAGCAGAAGAAAAUUUGAUUAUCCCAGAAAGAAAGAAGAUGAAGAACAAAUUAGUACUGAAUGAUGAUAAGGAAAAUGGUUUCAUGAUUUCAAGAUCUUCUUGGACACCACCAAUAAUUCGAACAGAUUCAAUGGAGAAUAUUCAGACUGAUAAUGAAAAGCCACCAGCUUCUUCAAGAUUCAAUCACAAGAAAUCUGUCAAAGCAAGUCCUGAAGGUGGAAAGACAUUAGGAGUGACGAAACCAAAGAGACACGAGACACUGGAGACGACAUGGAAGACGAUAACAGAUGGAAGAUCAAUGCCAUUAACACGACACUUGAAGAAAUCGGAUACCUGGGAAGCUCGUCACCAUCAACAAGAUCAAUUAACUCCAAAAUUGAUGAAGAAAUCAGAGACAUUUACUGAAAGAUGUAACAAUAAUAAUCAAUCAUCUCCAGGUAAGCUUCGUAAGAAUACUCAUAAGAAAGAACCGUCACUGAGUCAAGAUGAUUUGAAUCGGAGAGUUGAAGCUUUUAUUAACAAAUUCAAUGAAGACAUGAGAUUACAGAGACAAGAAUCAUUGAAUCAGUACAAUGAAAUGGUGAGACAGCGAUGAUUGAUUCAGAAAUUAUUUUACUUUUUGCUCAAUUUUUUUGUGGAAUAUAAAGGAAUUAUUUGAAGGAAAAGCAAGAGAAUUUUAGUUUGUGCUUGCUGGUCUUAAUUUGUUUUUAAUACGUAUUUAUAUUGUAAUUUUGAUGUUCAAUUUCAAAUUUAUAGUUGG
Papaver somniferum (opium poppy) is the source of this 1520-nucleotide messenger RNA. RefSeq lists its product as uncharacterized. The record is from RefSeq and is a predicted model, not a curated record. The transcript has 2 exons. Lineage: Eukaryota; Viridiplantae; Streptophyta; Magnoliopsida; Ranunculales; Papaveraceae. The coding region runs from base 189 to 1355 and encodes 388 amino acids.